Molecule: messenger RNA, 5233 nt
Organism: Oryctolagus cuniculus (rabbit)
Lineage: Eukaryota; Metazoa; Chordata; Mammalia; Lagomorpha; Leporidae
Gene: TUB
Product: TUB bipartite transcription factor
Biological process (GO): protein localization to cilium
Cellular component (GO): cilium
Source: RefSeq, a predicted model, not a curated record
AGCUCUUGCUCCCGGCGCAGAGGGGGACGCCAGGCAGUGCGGGCAGGCUUCUCCCGCCCCCACGCGCGCGCCCGUCUGCUCACCCGCCGGUGGCGGCCCCGCGCAUUCCCGCCGCUACGUCCAUCGUGCCGAGCCGCGCAAGCAGCCGUUCGCCGAGCCCGUGGCCGGGGCCCUGGCGUGCAGCACGGGCCUCAGCGGGGCCCAACGCCCCAGCCCAGGAGGAUGCGGCCCGGGGUGGCCCAGGAGCUGAGCAGGGCCCCCGCGCCGGCCCCCAGGGGCUCGGGCCUCCAGAGCCGCAGCUGCUGUCGCCCCGCCCCCGGGAGACAUGACUUCCAAGCCGCAUUCCGACUGGAUUCCCUACAGUGUCUUAGAUGAUGAGGGCAGCAACCUGCGGCAGCAGAAGCUCGAGCGGCAGAGGGCCCUGCUGGAGCAGAAACAGAAGAAGAAGCGCCAGGAGCCCCUGAUGGUGCAGGCCAACGCGGAUGGGAGGCCCCGGAGCCGGCGGGCCCGGCAGUCGGAGGAGCAAGCCCCCCUGGUGGAGUCCUACCUCAGCAGCAGCGGCAGCACCAGCUACCAAGUGCAAGAGGCCGACUCCCUUGCCAGUGUGCAGCUGGGAGCCACCCGCCCACCAGCACCAGCCUCAGCCAAGAGAACCAAGGCAGCCGCCAUGGCCGGGACACAGGGUGGGGCCGCCAAGAAGGAGAAGAAGGGAAAGCACAAAGAUGUGACUCAGGAGUGUCCGUGGCCUGCAGGCACCAGCGGGCCAGCAGCACUGGCAGAAGACAAGUCGGAGGCCCAAGGCCCUGUGCAGAUCCUGACUGUGGGCCAGUCAGACCACGCCCAGGACACAGGGGAGACGGCAGCUGGUGGGGGCACUCGGCCCAGCGGGCAGGACCUCCGCGCCACGAUGCAGAGGAAGGGCAUCUCCAGCAGCAUGAGCUUUGAUGAGGAAGAGGAAGAUGAGGAUGAGAACAGCUCCAGUUCCUCCCAGCUCAACAGCAACACCCGCCCCAGCUCUGCGACGAGCAGGAAGUCUGUCAGGGAGGCAGCCUCAGCCCCCAGCCCAACAGCCCCAGAGCCACCUGUGGAUGUUGAGGUCCAGGAUCUAGAGGAGUUUGCUCUGAGACCAGCCCCACAGGGCAUCACCAUCAAAUGCCGCAUCACACGGGAUAAGAAGGGGAUGGAUCGGGGCAUGUACCCCACCUACUUCCUGCACCUGGACCGCGAGGAUGGGAAGAAGGUGUUCCUCCUGGCGGGAAGGAAGAGGAAGAAGAGUAAAACUUCCAAUUACCUCAUCUCUGUGGACCCAACAGACUUGUCUCGAGGAGGGGACAGCUACAUCGGGAAACUGCGGUCCAACCUGAUGGGCACCAAGUUCACCGUUUAUGACAAUGGGGUCAACCCUCAGAAGGCAUCAUCCUCUACUUUGGAAAGCGGAGCCUUGCGGCAGGAGCUGGCAGCUGUGUGCUACGAGACAAACGUCUUGGGCUUUAAGGGACCUCGGAAGAUGAGCGUGAUUGUCCCUGGCAUGAAUAUGGUUCACGAACGAGUCUCUAUUCGCCCCCGGAAUGAGCACGAGACCCUGCUAGCACGCUGGCAGAAUAAGAACACGGAGAGUAUCAUCGAGCUGCAAAACAAGACCCCUGUCUGGAACGACGACACCCAGUCCUACGUACUCAACUUCCACGGGCGUGUCACCCAGGCCUCUGUGAAGAACUUCCAGAUCAUCCAUGGCAAUGACCCGGACUACAUCGUGAUGCAGUUUGGCCGGGUAGCAGAGGAUGUGUUCACCAUGGAUUACAACUACCCGCUGUGUGCACUGCAGGCCUUUGCCAUUGCCCUGUCCAGCUUUGACAGCAAGCUGGCCUGCGAGUAGAGGCUGCCUCAAGCUCCUUGGGGUUGCCCAGCCUGGAGUGCAGCCUGCCUAUCUUCUGUACAUAGGCCUUCUGCCAGAUGAAGCUGUGGCCCACAGUGGGCGUCCUGACCUGGCCAGCCGGGAGCCAGCCCCUCUGCCUCUGUGACCAAGGCAGUGGAGCAGUAGGGAGUGUUGAGACGAGGGUAAUUCUGCGCCCCAGGAUCAACACACACCCUUAUUCUCGGGUUAGUAUCCUGCUGCAGUCAUGUUUGCCAAGCUGGGCAACCUCUUCAUCUGGGAAGGCCCGAGGAGGUGUAGAGGGAGAGGAAGCACAAUGCAGGGCCCAGCCAUCUGCUCAGCCUGGAGACAGCCUACAGCAAGGUAGGGCACACCUGAGUGCGUAUGUGUAGAUGGAGGGCAUAGCAGCCUUACUUGGCAAAGAGGCCUGGUCUGCAGAAAGCCGUCCCACCUCAUAAGGCCCCAGGCAGGCCUGAGGGGUGGUGGGGAUAGGGAGUUGGCAGUCUCUUGCCAAGAUUACAGGGACCUGGCUACCUGGCUACCUGCAGUUGGUAGGCUGCAGUUGGUAGAGCUGUUGUGAUUUCUCCAGGUUGGCUCUGUGCUCAGAGGCAGUGAGAAGUCGGCUCUCAAGGCCCAGAUGCAGGAGGUGAAUGAACAGGCUCUGCGGUACAGCCCCUGGAGGCCCAGUCCCACUGUGGGCCUGCCUAGGGCUCCUGAGGGCAGAGCACCACUGCCAAGCCCUGGUGUGCUCCGGGCAGCAUCUCUGUCUUCAGACACCCAGCUAAGUCAUGCUAGGAGAGGGCUUCAGGGUGUGGUUCCUCUCGGGAGGUGGGGGGAGUAGGGAAUUACUGGAACUACAAGAGAUCAGAAGUGGCAGGCCCGCGGGGAUCAACUGGUACACUCACGUUGCCUCUAGCUGAAUCACUGAGAACACAGCCGGGCCCUGGGUCGCCGAGCUGGGUACUCUGGUAGAGUUCCCUUCUGUGUUCCCACCAUGCCCUAAGAAACUGCUGAUCUCCAGCUCUCUGGCCUCCUGGGGUCCUUUCUGCAUGCCCUUAACCCUGAUUCCAGAGUCUUAGCAAUGUCAGAGUAGAGGAACGCCGCACAGCAGGGCCCUGUCAGUCAGAUGGCCCUAAGUGUGACAGAUAAACGAGCGUCCUGGGCUGCUCCCUUCUCCUUGGAUGGCACUACCCUCUAAACGCUUGCUCACCUGACAUCUUCCCUGGCAGAGACAGGAAGCAAGCAGGGGUUAUACUUUGGAGUAGAUAUGUGUAAAAAGGAUAAGGAGAAAUUCAUAUUUUUGGUGACACUGAAAAUAUUCAGGCUCUACAGGUGAUUAGUCUUUGUAAUCUAGAUUUUCCUAUGUUGAAGGCUUCAAGCAAGGCAUGCCUGUUUACACCUCAGCCACGCGUGUUUCUCUGCCAGGUCCCUCGAAGGAGCUAGCCUCUGUUGGAACUAACGCUUUUCUGGGCUGGGGCUGGUCAUUUUCUAACGCAGCACUGUGGUACCAGGGACUUGCCUACAUGUGAGCUGAUCGCAGUGUCUUCUCCCACUGUUUUCUGCAGCUACAGUUGUAAGGCAGAACAGGCUGACUGUAGUGAGAGGAGGUCCUGACGGCAGAUAGAAAAAUCCGAAGCACAAUGGAAAGUUCUUGGCCUUUCUUUUCUCCGUUAGCACAUGGAAGAGUAGAAGAGCCUUGGGCGCUGAGGGCCAAGCAAGCGCAGUUGAGCCCCUGCCCUGCUCAUCAGCCUCCACCCCUGGUGAUGCUGCCUUUCCUUGAUCACUGGCCCUAGAGCCCACCUGGCUUCAGCCUCUCAGACCGUGGUGAGAGUUCCUUCCCCUUCACAGAGUCCUGGAGUGGAGGAAGGGAUGCGAGUCCCUAGGACCACACCCCAAAACUUUACACCCUCUGCCCCAAAAAGUUCCCCUGCAGAGCGGUGACGUUCUCUUCCUCACCUGUUCUCUAAGUCUAGCUUUUCUUUCCUUUUGGCUCCAAGGUGCUCUGUGUCCGUGUGUGUGUCCGUCUGCGUGUGUCUGUCUAGGGAAAAGGGCAAUCUGUAACCAUCAACUGAAGUUCUUACUAGGAGCAUGUUCCUAAGGACGAGCAGGACAGGAAGGAGUAGUCAUGGUCACCGGCGGGCUUUCCCCAUUCAUUUCAUGCUCCAGCAGCGAGUAUACCGUGGAAAUAAGCAGCUCUUCUCCUGGGGAGUGGUCAGCUUUCCAGUCUGAGUGUCACAUGCAAGCUCUUGGGUGAAUUUAAACAGAACGCUAGUGAGUGUGCCUUAACAGUCACAACACUAGUGCAGCGGAAACAGGUAAGGACAGGUGUACAGGUGUGGGAGGCCAGGUCAUGGGAGUCAGACACUGGAAGAGAACCUUGGAGCCUGCUCCCUUCCCUGACAAGUAGGGCAACAAGCUAAAAGCAGAAGUUGUUUUCAUUUAACUACACUUUGCAUCUCUUUAGAGGUAGUUCUAACAAGCAGCAGGGGUGCUUUUCACAGGAAAAGGUCCCUCCGCCUCUGGGCGCUGUUAGGCAAGCACAAACCAGCCCCUUGCGGGAUGUGGUUUUCCCUGAGGGCACUAACACUGGCCUUCCCUCUAGCUCCUGUGUGUGGCAGGUGUGCUUCCAUGGCUGCAUCCUGAUGGAGUUCCUUCAGGACGUCCAGUAUGCAGGUUUUAAAAUCUCCAAGGGGAGAGGGAGGCACCACUACAGAGUUCUCUCACUCUAGGUCUUAAUUCUUUAACUGCAUAAUGGAAGCUGCUGGACUGGGGAUUCAGGCUGGAUCAAAGUUAAUUCUCGCUUUUGUUGCUACCUUUUCUAGCUCAUCACUGUGCCUUUUUCUUUCCUAAGAAUGGACAUCACACGACCCUUCCUUCCUUCUCCCCCCAGUCAAGGUCCAGGUGGAGCUGGAGAUGAGGCUGAGACCCAGCUUCCUGGAGGGCUGUGUCAGAGGACCUAGAAAGGGAAGCCCAACUCUGGUCUCUUUUAGUCCUGCAUUUGGUGACAGAGGGGACGUGGUCAGGAUAGGUGACAUAGCUCUUGCUGGGAACACAUUUAGCCAGUUUUCAUAAUGCCUAGAACAUGUAUGUCUAUUUGCACAAGAUCGUCUUUUCCUAUUUUGGAGUGGUCAGACAUUUUAUUUUUGUUCAAAAUUAUCUGGAGUUUUAGACAAACUUGCAAAACUGUGCUUUUAUUAAGUGACUUUUUGAAUAAACUCUUUGGUAAUCUGGAACAAAUGUACUUAUUGGUAUGUGCAAUGACAAACUUGGUAUUUUCCCACGUUGACAUUAUGUAUGUUGUUGAAGUUAGUGUUUGUCUAAGUACAGACAUAUCAACAAAUUAAACUUGAAUUGUUUCAA